Molecule: messenger RNA, 2609 nt
Organism: Phragmites australis (common reed)
Lineage: Eukaryota; Viridiplantae; Streptophyta; Magnoliopsida; Poales; Poaceae
Exons: 8
Coding region: 293-2272 (659 amino acids)
Biological process (GO): protein phosphorylation
Cellular component (GO): cytoplasm
Molecular function (GO): protein serine/threonine kinase activity; ATP binding
Source: RefSeq, a predicted model, not a curated record
CCCCACCCCACCUCCACCACUCCACGUGUCGGUCUUCCUUCCUCGCUUCCUCCCUCUGGUAGUCUGGUAGAGGCUCUAGGCCUGCACCCGGGCACCAGAUCUCCGAACGAGAUUGCGCUCCGAAUCUUACGCCACUGGCGGCCAGCGCCGCUCUCCGGCUCCGAUCUAGAGAUCUGGCUUUUACUUGCUGCAUAUUAGAGUUUCAUUCUUUCGUCCAUUGAUUUACAUAGAAACAUUCAGACAACAAAUUAAGCACUGGGAUUUCAUUCGUUCUAUCUCUGGUAUUUCAAUAAUGUGGAGGCUCAAUCCCUUUGGGGGAAAAGUACAGAGUGGGUUGGAAGGCCGCACCAUUGAUGUUGGAAAUGUGAAGAUUACAGUACGAAAUGCCAUUGCACAAGGAGGUUUCUCUUGUGUAUAUCUGGCAUGCGACACGGUAUAUCCAUCAAAGCAGUACGCACUGAAGCACAUUAUCUGCAAUGACUCAGAAUCGCUUGAUCUUGUCAUGAAGGAGAUCCAGGUGAUGGACCUCCUCAAAGGGCAUCCAAAUGUGGUCACACUGGUUUCCCACGAUGUUUUUGACAUGGGCCGUACGAAGGAGGCACUGCUUGUGAUGGAGUUCUGUGAGAAGUCCUUGGUGAGCGCAAUGGAGAGUAGAGGUAGUGGUUACUAUGAGGAGAAGAAGGCACUUUUGAUUUUCAGAGAUGUCUGCAAUGCUGUUUUUGCCAUGCAUGGACAGUCACCACCAAUUGCACAUAGGGAUCUGAAAGCUGAAAAUGUUCUUCUUGGAUUUGACGGUGCAUGGAAAAUAUGUGAUUUUGGAAGCACGUCAACAAAUCAUAAAUACUUUGACAAGCCAGAAGAGAUGGGCAUUGAGGAAGAUGUCAUCAGGAAACAUACAACCCCUGCCUACAGGGCCCCUGAAAUGUGGGAUCUCUACAGAAGAGACGUUAUUAGCGAGAAAGUCGACAUUUGGGCCUUGGGGUGCCUUCUAUAUAGAAUCUGCUACUUGAAGUCUGCAUUUGAUGGAGAAUCCAAGUUGCAGAUACUCAAUGGCAAUUAUCGUAUCCCUGAGCAACCCAAGUAUAGCACUGCUGUCACAGGGUUGAUCAAAGACAUGCUGGAAGCCUCUCCAAUUGCCAGACCAGAUAUCACGCAGGUCUGGUUUCGUGUCAAUGAGCUACUGCCGCUUGAGUUACAGAAAAGGUUGCCUGAUGGACCUUCAUCAUCAAUUUCCAUGAGUUUGCAUGAUGAAGGUGCUUACAAAAGAACACAUGUGAUGCCUACAAGGAACCCGCCUCCGCCUCCGCCUCCAAGAGAGCAAUCUAAUAGUUCUUUAUCUCAUGGAAGCUCGAAAGCAGGAGAUGCACCUCUAGGUGUAUUUUGGGUGACGCAACAUGCACUGGGUUCUCAAGCUGCAGAUAAUAGAAAUCCUUUGUUUGAUGAGGAGCCAAUUAAACCAUCACCAUCAUCAAAACAUAACCAAAGCAGGGUAGACACCGGUACCAGUAAAGCACCAAAUAACUCUGUAUCCAAUAAUGGAUUUACAGGUGGCUCUGGCACAAAUUUGUUCAUGGAGCCACAAGGUUCAGGAAAAAUGAAAGCACCACAAUCUCAACCCAAGCCCAAAUCUGAGAAAGAUCCAUUCAACGGCUUUGUCACAGACUUCGACACAAACAAUCUCCAUAUUGGGACUACUGUUGGUAAGGCAUCUGAACUUGAACUGGAAGUGUCCAGUCUGAAGGAGCAGUUGAAGAAAACCACAUUGGAGAAGGCCGAGAUGACAGCCAAGUAUGAAAAGCUGUCUGCAAUCUGCCGAUCACAGCGCCUUGAGAUUCAAGAGCUGAAACGCACUCUUGCCGAGACGACACCACCUCCAUCGAACAAAGACAGAUUGAGGACACAGGAGUCUGGAUUGCAGCGAAAGGAUAAGAUCGAAGGAACCGUUUGGGAGCUUGAACAAGGAAUGCUUGCAAGCAACUCUUCUGUACCCAGCUCUGAGGCCAAAACAUGGCAGGCAUUCCCUGAGCCAAAAGCUCAGGCCCGACCAAAGGUCGACCAUGUAACCAAUGGGAGGCAAAACCUAACCAAGAACACAAACUCAGGUCUUUCAUCUGAUGCGUGGGGUUUUGGUGCUGAUAAUUUCAGAACAUCAGCAGCAGCAAGCACUGCUGCACAGAUCAACAGGACCACUGGUCAUGGGAGUUCCUCCCAGAGAUUCAGCACCAGCACGCCAAAGAAAGUAGAGCAGCCAUCUGGAUGGGCCGGUUUUUAACUUCACAUCAACAAGUGGUAACCAUCAUUCACGUUUUGGAUCCGCAAACUGCCCGAUGUGAUUCACUGACUCUUGCCUACCACAGGGUGCAGAAAUCGGUUAUCUUUUCAUAUUGGUUGAGCCAACUUAGACAUUGAUUCUUGCGAUCGUUUGAUACUACCCUGUUAAUAAGUAAAUAUUUACAGCCUUGUACGUAUUUCCGUGUAUGAAGUAUUACCAUGCCAUCUAAAAAAAAAGAGUAUGGCCAUGUAAUGACUGACUGCUCUAGCAGCAUCAAUGGCAAGCUAUACCGUUUCAUGUGUAGCUUGAUUUCUUGCUGCAAUCAUACGUUCAUACA